AUGGCGUCGUUUGGAAUACGCAUGUGCAUGGCGCUUCAACACAGGGAGCGGAGACGUGUCAUAGUCAUUCUCUUCACGGCCAGUAUGCUGUGUUUCAUCUACUUGGCAACCAUCAACGUCAUUAUUUCAGACUCUGAAAUUAACUUACAUCUGAACGGUAAGGAUGAACUACAUUUGAAGUCCGUAUGGACGUACAAACAGGACGACGUUAAUCAUGUCAAGGAUGCCGAUAGUAGAAUGGCUCAGCCUGUAUUCAACUCCCAAACUACAAACCCUACCCAGUUUUUGUUGGAUCAACAACCCGACGAUGUGUCUGAAGAAGGAGAGUCCUCCAGUCGUCAUGUUUGGAAAAAAGAUCAGACACGUCCAAAUUCCAAGGCUAUCUAUAACUCCACAGCCUUCACCCGGAAGCUGAUUACGACCAUGACCUUUAACAACACGCUUGUUGUAGAUUGCAAGGAAUCGCCUUAUAUAGAAUGUGUUCCCCCAAAUCUGAAACCCACCCCUGGAAAAGUGUUCAAGAUUACUUACGACCCAGGUGGCUCCCUAAAUCUGAACUGGAUCUCACAAGCUGUAAGAUCAAUCAAUGCCAGGUUCGCGAGAAGACGGUGA
Molecule: messenger RNA, 612 nt
Organism: Candidula unifasciata
Lineage: Eukaryota; Metazoa; Mollusca; Gastropoda; Stylommatophora; Geomitridae
Source: the annotation of a GenBank genome assembly